GCAAUGUUGAUCUUGUUCUGCAGUUUAUUUGCUUUAUAUUUAUGGUUCAGAGAAGCAAGAUCAAAAGAUUAUUUUCGUAACAAACACGUCUUUAUUACUGGAGCUUCUUCUGGAAUUGGGAAAUCUUUGGCUAUACACUUAGCUACAACUAAAGGUGCACGAGUUUCUUUGGCUGCUCGUUCUUUGAAUAAAUUGGAGGAUAUAUGCAAAAGUAUUCAGAAGAAAGGUGGAAGUGCACAUGUAAUCCAUUUGGAUCUUUGCGAUUCUUCUUCCUUUACCAAGGCACUCGAAAAGAGCUUUCAAGGCUUUGGAAAUAUCGAUAUUCUGAUUGCGAAUGCAGCAGUCAAUAAUGAUGGAAAAUGUUUUGCAAGUUUAUCUUUGGAGCAGAUUGACAAGGUUAUAGAAACGAAUCUUAGAGGCACUAUAUUAUUCAUACAUUUAGUUUUAAUGAAUAUGAUGAAAGAUAAUCGUGGCCAUAUUGUUGGAAUAUCUUCUCUUGCAGGAUAUCGAGGUCUUCCAAUGGGUUCGAUAUAUGGAGCUACCAAAGCUGCAUUGUCUAAUCUGUUUGAAUCGUUACGUAUCGAGUUGUACUGUUCAAAUGUUUAUAUCACGACUAUUCAUCCAGGCUUUAUUGAUACUCCUGCUAUUCAAGGAAUGAAACAUCCCAAGUUGUUUCUUCUUUCUGCAGAAACUGCUGCCAAAAAGAUUGCCAACGCAAUUGCUCAAAAGAAGUAUACUUAUAGCUUUCCUUGGGUAAUGGAACAUAUUGUCAUGAGGUUUGUACGAUAUCUUCCUGAAAAUGUAUUUGUUCCUUUGUUGUAUCUCGUUACUAGAAAAAAUAUUUGAGUCUCAUUCCACUAAGGAAAGGAUUCUUUUUAUUGCAUUCCUUGUUGCUUUUUGUUUGCUUCUGAAUGAGUUGUAACCUAUCUUAGACCUUGUCUUUAUUGA
Molecule: messenger RNA, 948 nt
Organism: Galdieria sulphuraria
Lineage: Eukaryota; Rhodophyta; Bangiophyceae; Galdieriales; Galdieriaceae
Product: short-chain dehydrogenase/reductase SDR
Exons: 4
Coding region: 4-846 (280 amino acids)
Cellular component (GO): membrane
Molecular function (GO): oxidoreductase activity
Source: RefSeq, a predicted model, not a curated record